Molecule: messenger RNA, 1050 nt
Organism: Prunus armeniaca (apricot)
Lineage: Eukaryota; Viridiplantae; Streptophyta; Magnoliopsida; Rosales; Rosaceae
Source: the annotation of a GenBank genome assembly
AUGGCUGAGGAGCAGACAAUUCAAAUUCCCAGAGUACGACUGGGAAGUCAGGGUUUCGAGGUUUCCAAGUUGGGAUUUGGGUGUAUGGGGCUUACAGGAAUCUAUAACGCUCCAGUCCCUGAAGAGCUUGGCAUAUCAAUCAUCAAGUACGCGUUCAAUAAAGGAAUAACAUUCUUUGAUACAUCAGAUGUAUAUGGACCACAUACUAAUGAAGUUUUGGUGGGAAAGGCAUUGAAGCAGUUACCUCGAGAUAAGGUUCAAUUGGCAACAAAGUUUGGUAUUGUAAAAAUUGAAAACACUCAAGUGGUUGUAAAUGGCACUCCUGAAUAUGUCUGCUCCUGCUGCGAAGCUAGUCUGAAGCGCCUUGGUGUGGACUACAUUGAUCUUUACUAUCAGCACCGAAUAGAUACAACUGUCCCCAUAGAAGACACUAUGGAGGAAUUGAAAAAGUUGGUGAAUGAGGGAAAAAUAAAGUACAUUGGACUAUCUGAAGCUAGCCCAAACACAAUAAGGAGAGCACAUGCAGUUCACCCCAUAACUGCUAUACAGAUGGAGUGGUCCCUUUGGACUCGCGAAAUUGAGGAAGAAAUCGUCCCACUUUGCAGGGAACUUGGAAUUGGAAUAGUGCCAUACAGCCCCCUGGGUCGUGGAUUUUUUGGUGGCAGGGGAGUGGUGGAAAGUAUACCUGCAAAUAGUUUUUUGGCAUCAAAUCCUCGUUUGAUUGGAGACAACUUUGAGAAAAACAAGGUCCUUUAUGGUAACGUAGGAAUGUUGGCUGAAAAGCAUGGAUGCACCCCUGCACAACUUGCCCUUGCUUGGGUUCUUAAUCAAGGUGAUGGUGUGGUACCUAUCCCUGGGACAACUAAGAUAAAAAAUCUUGAUACUAAUGUCGGUUCCUUGGGAGUGAAACUCACUGAAGAAGAUGUAAAAGAGAUUUCUGAUAUGAUACCCAUCAACGCGGUGGCAGGGGAAAGAAUAGUUGCCAGUUUUAUUACCUGCUCUUGGAAGUUUGCAGAUACACCGGCAAAAGAGAGCACAAUACUAUCUUAG